Molecule: messenger RNA, 2505 nt
Organism: Trichoderma aggressivum f. europaeum
Lineage: Eukaryota; Fungi; Ascomycota; Sordariomycetes; Hypocreales; Hypocreaceae
Exons: 2
Coding region: 1-2505 (834 amino acids)
Biological process (GO): transmembrane transport
Cellular component (GO): plasma membrane
Molecular function (GO): secondary active sulfate transmembrane transporter activity
Source: RefSeq, a predicted model, not a curated record
AUGAGUGGAAGUGGAACAUCGAGCGGAGCGUCGACCAAGGCCGGGCAAGCAUUGGCUCGAGUCCUGGGCAUCAAACUCCAGGACGACGACGGAAAUGCCUACCGGUACGAAGACCCAGUCACCAGAGGCGAGUCUGUCUUUUCUACCCGAAGUGGCGAGAACCCAAUCGAGGCGCCGCCUACUACUUCGGAAUGGCUCAAUGAACAGCUUCCUUCGCGGGGCGAGGUCGUUAGCUAUGUCAAGUCUCUCUUCCCGUUCAUAUCCUGGCUUCCUCAUUACAACUUGCAAUGGCUCGCCGGCGAUGUUGUGGCCGGCAUCACUAUCGGAGCUGUCCUCGUCCCCCAGGGCAUGGCCUAUGCAUUGCUGGCGAACCUCCCUCCUCAGUACGGCCUGUACUCGUCCUUUAUUGGACCAGCCACUUAUUGGAUCUUUGGUACAUCCAAAGACAUAUCCAUUGGCCCGGUAGCCGUCUUGUCCACCGUCGUGGGAACGGUGGUGGCAGACGUCGCAAGUGAUCUCCCUCCAAACAUUGUAGCUACGGCGUUUGCCGUCAUUGCCGGAAGUAUUGUUCUCGGCAUUGGCCUCCUUCGCCUUGGCUGGAUAGUUGAUCUCAUCUCCAUCACCUCACUCUCGGCUUUCAUGACGGGGUCUGCCAUUACUAUUGGCGCCAGUCAACUCCCUUCGCUGUUUGGCAUCACAGGCUUUUCCAACAGAGACCCAGCGUACAGAGUCAUCAUCAACACUCUAAAACACUUGCCUGAUACCAAGCUCGAUGCCGCCAUUGGCCUAACGGCGCUCUUCUUCCUCUAUCUGAUACGAUACGCUUUGACCAGAGCCGCCGACAGGUGGCCAGCCAAUAAGCGCAUCAUCUUUUUCCUCAACACCAUGCGGACAGUGUUUGUCAUUCUCCUUUACACCAUGGUGAGUUGGCUGAUCAACAAAGAUCGGAAGUCUCACCCGGCGGUUCGUGUUCUAGGGAUUGUUCCAAAAGGAUUCGAGCACAACGGCGUUCCAGAGAUCCCGCCAGGACUUGUGUCAAAGUUUGCUUCCCACCUCCCGGCAGGUAUUAUCGUCAUGUUGGUGGAGCAUAUUGCCAUCUCCAAGUCGUUUGGCAGGGUGAAUAACUACACCAUUGACCCAUCGCAGGAAAUGGUUGCUAUUGGCAUGACCAACCUGUUGGGCUCGUUUCUCGGUGCCUAUCCGUCCACCGGGUCUUUCAGCCGAACAGCCAUCAAAUCGAAGGCCGGCGUCAGAACUCCUGCCGCGGGACUCGUCACCGGACUAGUUGUGCUCUUGGCCACCUACCUUUUGACGGCCGUCUUCUUCUACAUCCCUAAUGCAGUUCUCGCAGCGGUUAUUAUCCACGCCGUCGGCGACUUGAUCACGCCGCCCAACACGCUGUAUCAGUUUUGGAGAGUCUCGCCCAUAGAAGUUUUCAUCUUCUUCAUCGGUGUUUUCAUCAGCGUGUUUGCGCAGAUUGAGGAUGGUCUGUAUGCCACCGUGUGCAUAUCGGCUGCCGUUCUCAUAUAUCGCAUCUUGAAGGCGCGUGGGCGAUUCUUGGGCAAAGUCAAAGUCCACUCUGUCCUGGGAGAUCACGUUAUUGGAGAAGACCACAAGCAGCUGGUGGGAGAAUAUGGCACAUUUGAGGAAAGGGCUGAGAAUGCUGCCAGGAAUAUCUUCCUACCGCUUGACCACGGCGAUGGCUCCAACCCCGAAGUCGAGUUGGAAAACCCAUACCCUGGCAUCUUCAUCUACCGUUUCUCCGAGGGAUUCAACUAUCCAAGCGCAAACUAUGCCUUGGAGUACUUGACCAGCUUCAUCUAUGCGCACACACGCCGAUCCAGCCCAGAGACGUAUGAGCGCAAGGGCGACCGGCCGUGGAGCAAUCCAGGUCCUAGAAAUCCUGGAAAAUCCAGAGAGGAUCCCGAGCACAGCCAAAAGCCGACCCUCAAGGCCAUUAUUCUAGACUUUAGCUCCGUUAACAAUGUGGACAUCACGUCGGUCCAGCGCCUUAUCGAUGUGCGGAACGUGCUCGAUACAUACACUGCCCCGGAUGUUGUAGACUGGCAUGUCGCAUGCAUCAACAAUCGAUGGACCAGGCGAGCGCUCAUCGCCGGAGGAUUCGGCACUCCCACAAAGUCGCGGGAUGGCAUUCCGCACAGGUGGAAGUCCAUCUUUAGCGUCGCAGAGAUUGGCGGAAAAGACUCUGCUGCGGCAGUUGCCGAGGAGAAUGCCAUCAAGAGAGAACUAUCCAUCAUGGCGCAUAGACCAGGAGAUGAAGAAAUGGCAAAGGCCAAUGCCAUGGUUGAGGAGGAGGAGGAAGAAACACCCAGGCCGAGUAAUCUCGCAGAGAAACUAGGAGGAUCUCCCAAGCCGGCAUUCAGACGAAAGGGGGCCAUCAUCAGCGGCUUAGACAACCCCCUAUUCCACGUAGACUUGACCAGUGCCGUGCAGAGCGCCAUUGCCAAUGUAGAAGCCAGAAUGGAGGCGAGCGGCAGCGGGUGA